Molecule: messenger RNA, 1553 nt
Organism: Schistosoma mattheei
Lineage: Eukaryota; Metazoa; Platyhelminthes; Trematoda; Strigeidida; Schistosomatidae
Source: the annotation of a GenBank genome assembly
AUGUUGACAUCAGCUUUGGCCUGUCAGUCAUUGCCACACUACUCUGAUUUUGAUACAACUUCAGAGAGUGGUCUUUCUGAUUUAUCAUACGUUCUUCCUUAUCGUCCGAAAAAAUCUUUAACCAGGAAUAAACCUGUGAAAGCUAGUCCUGGCGAAAUAAGGCUUGGAGCAAGGGCGAUGAGAAGAUACGAAAAUGAAGUUUAUUUAAAUACAUUAGCUGUGAUUACUGAAACCGAUGGAGACAAUAUUGAUGAUUGUUGGCCUGAAAGUUUUAAUUAUUGUUCAACGUUUACUAAAUUACUAGAAGAUGAGAAUAUUCGAGCUGCUUGGGAUGCAUUUAUUCAAUUAUCUGAAAAAGAACAAGGGAAGCUUCUUGGUACACUUCGUGUAAAAAACAAAAUUAAUGAUGAUGAGAUGGCAGGUAGUGAUGAUUAUGAUAAUGAAGAUGAUAUACCAUCAUAUUCUUCUGCUAUUCACCAUACCCCGUCUUCUUUAUCUAAUCCAAAACGUCAUAUGAAACAUCGAUGUAGACGAUCUAAACGUGAAGAGAGGAAGAAACGAUUUGAUGAUGUGAAUUCACUGCUACAAUCUAAUCUUAAUAUGUUAGGUGUAUCUGUUCAAUCAGAAGAUAAUAACAAUGUAACCAAAGACAAUUUGCAUGAUUUAGAAAUAGAACGGCGUAUUCCUACUCGUGUAUUAUCGCUUGUAUCAGACUCUAUUCCUACAAACAUGAUGACGAUGAACAAUUUAAGACACAAUCGAAAACGUUGUAAACGUCCACUUACUCCGAUUGAUAUUUGUUUAAUGCAACGAGUUGAAGUUGAGUUGAGACAGCAUUUUUUCUCUCAAAUUAAUUCAAAUAGUAUUGUUGGUCGUUGGACACCAUCAUUAUCAUUGUUGUCACAGUCAAUGUCACCUUCAAUGACUAACAACUGUACGAAUAAUAAUAAGAAUUAUUAUUCACAUCCAGAUCUAUUGUGCUUGGAUCCAUUUCAAAGAUUAUUGGUUCAUUCAGUUGCUGGCUAUUUAGGGUUGAAUUCAUAUACUAUUCGAUCGGUCAUAAUCAGUGUACAUAGCAGCUGAGACAAAAAGAUGUGUGUUCUGGUUCAAGUCUCCACACAGACAGAUCAAAUGAACGAGGGGAAUAGUCUAAAUGAUUUGAAAUCUUAGUAGUAUCAAUGAUGGUAAACAUAGAGAAUAUGUUACUUACGGUUUGUACUUCCCCACUGAGGAUUACAACUGACCAAUCUCUGUUAGUGUACAUGGUCUAAUUCACUGGGUGAACGUCAAUUAUGGGUGGAACAAAUUUUAGGUAAAUAUAGUCAACCACCAAAGCAACACUUUGUGACGUUAAUUGAACAAAAAAUCAAACAAUCAUCAAAAUCAUUGUCAUUGAGUACAUGAUAGUGAUCGCUGGUGUGUGUGUGUGUGUGUGUGUGUGUGUGUAAAAGAUAGUUUACUUCCCUACCAUUUUUAAUUGUUGCGCUGUUUUCCCCUUUUCAUCUAACUAUUCCGUUAUAAAUCACGUUUAUAAUAAUAAUAAUAAUAAUAAU